Molecule: messenger RNA, 8311 nt
Organism: Myxocyprinus asiaticus (Chinese sucker)
Lineage: Eukaryota; Metazoa; Chordata; Actinopteri; Cypriniformes; Catostomidae
Product: coiled-coil domain-containing protein 50-like
Exons: 12
Coding region: 4301-5884 (527 amino acids)
Cellular component (GO): cytoplasm
Molecular function (GO): ubiquitin protein ligase binding
Source: RefSeq, a predicted model, not a curated record
AUGGUGCUCGUGCUGAGGCAUUGUGCGUUUCAGCGUUAAAACAAACGGGAGAAUAGCGUUGAGAAAACGCACGAUAUCCCUCAAACGGCGGCUGAUUCCUGUCAGAUGUAAAACACUGUUAAAUAUGAUGACCUUAUGAUAAAUGAUGUAGGUGUUUUGGUAUUUAGUCUGUCAGUGAACUGGUCUUUGUUCAUAAUGUGUAAUCUUUACCGAAAGGGAAAGUCAAACAGAGCAUGUUAAAUAGAUUUACUGGCUUGUCAGCUGUGAUGGUCGUUCACAUCUGAUUUACAUCUUACAGAGAAAGCGCUCAAAUGGUGGCCUGUGCUGUCUUUCUUGUACCAAAUACUUUUUAGGUGGUAUAUAGUGUCUAAUAUGAGGACUGUAGGGCGGCUAAUAGUGUGAAAACUGGCACAUGUGUUGUCAGAUUGGAGCCGAUCCAGCAUGAGGAGCUUCUGCAUGCUGGAAACGACUGUAGUGCAACACAAGCUGUUGAUGGCUGACUGAUCACAUUAUUAGGGGGAAAAUAGUCUUUUUAGGCUGAUUUGAUGCUCGGAAUGGAUUCGUGUGGCAGUAUUUGUCAUUCCUGCUCCAAAUCCCGUGUGUGGUAAUUUCAUCCGAGGUUCAGAUUCAGUUAUUAGCCUGUACUCUUGCUGAACAUUUUCAAAAUGGUAAUUUUCAGGCCUAGAGAAGUCGUUGAAAUUAAUGCAAUCUCAAAAUAAAAUUUCUAUAGUGAAUAGAAGUCUAUUAGAAAUAUCUAAUAAAAUAAGUAGAUGUGGGUGUUUUAUAGCUGGGAGGUUAACCAAAAAAUCAGAUUGAAAAUAGCACAUACCACUUUUUUUGAUCUUGGUUCCCCCCCACCCUUUAUGCAUUCAGCGUUGUGGUGGUGGUGGUGGUGUUGUUGUUUUGUUGUUGUUGGAGCUGCUCUUAGCUCAUGGAAUGUCAAGGAUGCUCUGGAUAGGUGCAGGCUUGAAAAAUAUACUGUUUUUACUGCUAGGCUAAGACCUCUUGGGAUGCAUUCAGUGGUUGGUUUAAUGUUUGCUUUGGAGAGUUUUCAGCUUUUCCUUGUGACUCUUACUGUCUGUGUUUGCAAGUCACUGCUUGGGUGGUGCUUUGUAGUGGCUUCCAGAUCAUCAUUCAUAAUGGAUUAGACAUUUUAAUUGAUGCAGCUCAAACUGUUUGUGUUGCUUUAGGCUGCAUAUGUUGCAUCCUCAAGUGCUGAUUCAGUUCCUCACACAUCUGUCAAUCUGUAUGGUAAAACACCAGUUCAGGUUGUAGACUAACAGUGUCAAGUGGAAGUGGAUAAGUUUUUUGUUAUUAGACUAGGUGUCGACCGAUACACACGUUUUAUGAGACAUACAGCAAUUCCUGAAAUGAAAGCAACACAAUAUUUGGGUGUUUGUUUUUAUGGCUCUCUUAUUUUUUUUUUUUUUAAUGAACAGAUUUCAGCAUUUCUUUUUGUUAUAUGAAGGUCACAUUGAAACUGAGUUAGAAACUUUUUACCAGACAUUUGUCACUUAUUUUUGGUACUUUUCUAAUGACUUUUAUGUACAGACCUUUUUUCUGUUUUAGCCUUCUCCCAGACCCGCACUUUAAAUAUUAAACUAUGAAAAUCCAUUAUAAAAAUACAAAUUAUGACAUGUUUAUAACUAUAAUAAUCUACACAAAGAGUAAAAUAAGCACACAAAUUUCAAGAUUGAUUUUGUGAAACUGAUUUCUAUCUUAUUUUUUCAAAACAUACGACUGCUCCACAGUUGUGACAUCAGUUCCCCCACACCAAACAAUUUUGCCCCUAAUAAUUUUCAAAAGUUAAUUUACUUGUAAACCAAGUUAAAGGAGCAAUAUGUAAUAUAUUUACUGUACUAAAGCAUAAAGUUAUCAUAAUGUUAUCACACUCAAAAAAAAAAAAAAAAAAAAAAAAUAAUGGGUUAAAAACAACCCAAAUUGGAUUUUUAACCCAACUGCUGUUUAACUAUGGGCCAGAACACAUUUUGGGCUAAUCCAACCCAGGUAGUUGGGUUGUUCAUUUUAACUCAGCAAAUGGGUUGUUUUUCAACCCAAAGGUUGAAAAGGUUUCAUUUUUACAAAAACGAUGGGUUAAUUUGAUAUAAAAAAUUGGUUAAUAUUUUCAGGGUUAUUUUUAUCCUUUCAAAAUUUUGUAUAACAUAUGUUGUAUCCCACUUUUUAUUUAUGAUGUAUUAUUAAACCAUAUCUCCUCAUGUGUUGACUUGGUGACUGGGAUCAUUAAUUCUAGCCAGCACAUUAAUUCAACUUCAAAAUAUUAUAAAUGUCGAUAUGAUCUGUGUCUGUCAGCUACAUUAAAUCCUACAGUCUUCAAUUUGACCUAAAUCAAUCGUGUGUAAGUGACGUUUUAGAUUCAGAAUGGCACAUUUCACAAAGUGGUAACGAUUGAUAAAUAAAAAGACAGAUACAAACCUUUAUUUCACCAGAAAAAAAUGCUCCAGUAUAUCCACUUAAGAAGUGCUGACUCGAGUCCCUCCUGAAGAUAGCUCAGCAACUGGUUGUUUUGACUCAGCACCACAAUAAGACUUGAGGUGGGGGAUGGGCAACUUUGACUGUUUAUGUGGACACAAGAAAGUGUUCAGAAAAUGUAUUGCGAAAGCUGCUUAAGUGGUGUAUGUUAUGGAAAAAAAUCUUAUUUUAAUUAUCUGAAAAAGCAAGAAAUGCACGUUUACAUGACAUUAAUCGCGUGGCAUGUACCUUCAGCUGAAAGUAAAUCAAAGCUAAUUAAGCUAGCGGUACAUUUAAAGCUGGCCUGUUUUCGCAUAUUACAAAUAAAUUCAACAAUCUGUCCAUGCUGAAAACCACUGCCUCCACCUGAGGUGAAUUCAAACAGCCUGCGUGCGGCGUCAAGUAACUCGGCGCUGAGUUGAUUUGACCCAAGGAACUGGGCUGAUGUGUUGGGGGAGGGGUGUAUUGAUUCAACUGUCAGUGAAAAUGACCCAGCCAUUAACCCAGCAGUUGGGUUACACAAAACUACCCAAAAACUACCCAACACUGAGAAAACAACCCAAUUAAAUGACCCAAAAGGUUCAACCCAACGUUUGGGUAGAAAAAAUAACCCAGCAUUUUUUAGAGUGCAGAGAUUUAGGAAGCAUGCUAAGUUGAAAUACUGGCUUCUCCGAAAACAAUACUACAGCCAGUAUAUUCUGCUUUGAAAUGUCCGUUCCAGGCUGGAAUUUCUGUUUGUGUUUUGGCCUGUGAGAUCUCACCCACUGCUCAUUUCCCAAUAGUAUUUCUACAACCCGGGGUUGCCAGAAUUGAAACAAGUUGGCGGGCAGCCAUGGAAGCCAGUGAUACAUCUAGCUAACAUUGACAGAGUUAUAAAUCCACAUGAGCUGGUUUAUAAUUGGCAAACAAUAUAAACACCGCAAACGUACACAUUACAGGGCUCGACAAUAAGGACUGCCCGAUGGCCCGGGUCCAGUGUGAGAGAGAUUCGGGCCAGUUGCUAGAACUGUCACUUGCCCGAUCGGGCCACUGCUACAUUUAUAACAUUAGUGCAAGCAAACAACAAGCGAGAGAGCACAAAAAUUACACGAAGUCUUCUAACUGAGGAGUGAGCGCAAGUAUAUUUAUCUUGCAAAGACGCGCAAGUGCAUAAUAUACUGGACGCGUCAAGGCACAGUCAUGUGCAGACACCAAGUGCACUGUCCUAGCACUGUCCUCGCUCUUUUCCAAGUAUCUUAGCAGCAGCUAUUACCAAUGUGUAGAAAAUAGCAGGAAAAAAAAAACCACUUAAUGAAUUUCGUAGUGGGAUUUAACGUCUUGUGCAACACUUAAGUAUCCCCGCACAUUCCGUGUUCACAGUGCGGAAAUUUUUUUGCGUUUUUACAUGUUGGUGAAAAUUAGUAAUCCACACGUUGGAACACAAGAAAACAACAGUUUCUUUCUAUAGGACUGAAAAUCCAUGUCUCUCCGUGCAUAUGUCACAUCAUCAUCUCUCUCCAUGCAGCAUAGACUGUUUAACAUGCAUGUGCUCUCAUAAAGGGACAGAGCGCUAGUUUUAUUCCCACUGUAAAAAAAACCACACAUUUUCUCUCAUUAAUUCGCCUUUAGAGAUGAAGCGCCGAAUGAGACGUUAUAAACUUUAUUAAACCCCAGUUAUACACGAGUCUGGAAAUCACGAGCUGCUCAAUAUCCAAAAUUGUGCCGGGACUUUGCUGUUCUAGAAGACCAUUGUCUGGCCCACAACCUUCAGGAACAGGAAAUUGAGAGCCACCUGGCAUCCAAUGUCCACAAGAGCCGUCUGGUGCAGCAGGACCUGCAUUUGGCCAAACGAAUGCAAGAGGAGGAAGACCUACGGGCCAUAGCUGAGAGCAAGAGAAAACACAGACACUUUGAACGCAUUGACAAUGAAAUUGCUCAAGAGAUUCAAGAACAACUGGUCUGGCAGGCUGAGCAACAGAGGCAACAGGAGGAGAAAGAUGAGGCCAUCGCCCGAAAGCUGCAGGAGCGAGAGAUGAAAGAAGAGAGAAGACGACAAAAGCAGCUGGAAGCGAACUUUGAAGAGGAUUAUUAUGAAGACAAAGCCUUCCGAUCUCCACUAGACUUGCGAGAGCAGCAUCCUGGUUCCACUUCUCCAGGUUAUAGAAAAGAAAGGUAUCCUGACUACAGUCUUGCUCGAUCCCCAUACAACUCUCUUGACCCAGACAGAAAAAGAAAUGGUACCCGCAACCGAUAUCCAGAACUUGGCCCCAUUGAGUCUGGACGAUCAAGGCAUCCAGAGAGACACCCAGAGAUCUAUUCACCUGAGCGACGACCGAAAUACCCUGAAGAUUAUUCAAAAGAGAAAAACAAACCCCUAGAUCUCGACUCUACAGAACCUCGCAGAAGAAAGAAAAGGGAUAAAUUGGACGAACCUCGUUCUGCAAGAGGUGACUUGGAUCCUGUUGUACGCAGAAAGGAGAAACCAUUUAGGGAUUACUCGGCUGGUCGGGAUAGAGUUUGGGACAAUGAGAGGAACUGGGACACAGAACGAGAAAAAGAUGGACAGAGAACCAAAGAGAGGCCAAGGGACAGAGACCAGUCAAGAAGUCAUGAUCGACUGUUUAGUGAAGAUGUUGACCGAGUCAACGAAAGGCACAGAAGUUUAGACAGGGAGGUGGACAGAAAUGACUAUGGACAUCGUAGCAGAGACAGACAAAGGGAAAGAGGCAGAGAUGGGAACAGAGAGAGACGCAAAAGCAGGGAAAGAAGCAUAGAGCGGGAGCUGGAUGAUUACAGCCUUGCCCCCAGUAAGAAGACAGAAGACAGCCUGGAGUGGGAGGAUUACAAGAAUAGGCAUAGGCUUCCAUCAGGUCCUAAUGAGGUGUUUGAGGAGCCCAGUUUCAGAGGUCCCUCUAAUGAGGGCCAGUCCCCCCCCAGAGAAAGAGGCCGGAAGGUUCGAGGAGAGUAUGGCAUGAGGGAAGCUACGCAUGGAUUGGCUCAAUUAGACCUACAAGAACUAGAGCUCAAAGACAUGGAGGUGGCACGCAGGCUACAGGAAGAGGAAAUCAAGGCCAGCCAAAUUGACAAACGAACCAACCAACUUGCGGAAGAUGAAGAAUUAGCCCGACAACUGAUGGAGGAAGAGAAAAGAGAGUAUAAGAGAUCGAGAGAGAAGGAGAAACAAGCGAUGGAGAGAAGACAAGCUGAGGUGGAAUAUAAGCCAGUUCAAGAGGAAGUUGUACGACCACGAACGCGGGAAGAGGUGCACAGCAGAGAGGACGAGUACCAGAGAGCACGUAACCACAAACCUGCGAAGCCACCUACACAGCACUAUGAGAACAUAAACCCGAGCUAUGCUUACGCGGAGAGCCCUUAUUCUCCUCGCCCUCCAUCAAGGCCAGAAGCAGCAUACAAAGGUGCCUACUACAGACAGUGACCACAAGCUUCGACUGCUGUCCCAUCAUGAGUUGCUCUUUUCUUCCUUUUGGCCCUUUACUUUGCCAAGACCUCACUAUUUAUCAAAGAAGAUGGAAGGGAGUCUGUGCUACACAUGAAAAUGGAUUUAAAGACUAUUUCGAGUUCUGAGGCUUUCUCUGAAGAGCUAAUGUCACUUUAUUUUUUUCCUUUGUUUAUGUCGAGUGAGCUGAUGUUGUGUCUUUAUGUUGUGAAAGAGUGUAUGAACUAAUGUGUGACUUGUUUGCUUGAUCUCAUGUUCUUGUCUUAUUGUGGAUGACUGGACAGGAGGGAUUCUACUGCACAGCUCUUUUUGAAUUACCUAUUUUUUUCUCAGUCCCUCUUGGCAAUGUAUUGUUAUACUGAGAUGAGCAACAUUUGUUUCAUGCACUCCCUAGUCUUGAUUCCAUGUUCCACUAGUCAUUGCUGACCAGUAUGCAGCAGAUGUGGAGAUUUCCAAGAAUACUUUUUGGUUUAAUCAAAAAGGAAAACACAUGCUUGAAUAUAUACAGCAUAAUUAUGUGCUAAAUAUUUAUUGAUUUGUUUUGAGAGAAUAUAUAUUAUUUUAUUUUGGUUUUGGUUUGUCUAUAAAAAUGCUGAUUGUGUAACUUUCACAGAUUGAUCCGAAGAGAUCUGAGAUCUGUUUUAAAAGUAUAGUUAACCCAAAAAUGAAAAUUCAGUCAUCAUUUUCUCAACCUAAUGUUGUUGCAGACCCAUAUGACUUUCUACCUUGGAUUGAUGAUAGAAUUUAAAUUUUUAGGUGAACUAUCCCUUUAAUUCAAAGUUUCAAUCCUGUUCAACAAAUCUAAUCUUGAUUAGAUGGUUCAGAGUUAAAUAGGAAGUCUCUAGACCAAUCAAAUAUCAAGGUGAGGCUGCCAAUCAUGGUUUAGUUUUCAUCUUCAUAGCCUUCAUAUAAUUUGUGAGAGACUCUAUACGUACACUGAGGGAAAACAUACAGCUAGGGUUUGAGAUGCUCAGCCUUCGGGUGCCUUUGCUUUUGGGAUAUUUGUAUCCCUUACCUGCAGUGUACGUAGAGAUUCUCCAGUCUUCACUGUAGGUUCUUUGGGACCUAAUAAUAUGCUCCAGUGUUCAAGUGCAUGCUGGAUGAAUGUGAACUCACUGGGGUUGACUAUUUUUGAAUCUUGUAUAAAAAUGGACACAAAACACAGCUCUACUUCUCAUUUUUAUAUUUUUAUUUUUUAUUUAUAAUAAAAAAAAUAAAAAACAGAAAAAUACAAGCUUAAAAGGCAUGUAGUAGCAUUGCUAUUGGCACAGAUGUAAGCAUUGUUUUCAUGCUUGCAUUAUCAUAUACAGUUCAUACUAAUUUCUCAAUGUUCAGAUUUACAGUGCUUUGCAAUUUUUGGCAAACUUGCUUUAACCAGGGACAUAACAUCUUCUAGCAAAGGCAAAUAUGUCUAUAGAGCCCAUUGGUAGACAGGUAGGGAAUUUAUCUUCUGAAACACUUUUGCAUUCCCUCACAGUAGUUUGCAUUUUCUAGUAACAUAUUUUGCAUUCCCUCACAGUGUUUUGCGUUUCCUACUAAUAAGGUUUGUGUUCCCUCGCAUUAGUUUGUGUUCACUCUCAGUAGUUUGCGUUCCCUUGUAAUAAAUUUUGCGUACCCUCGUAAUAAGUUUUGCGUACCUCAUAGUAAGUUUUGCGUUCCCUUGUAAUAAGUUUUGCGUUCCCUCGCAGUAGUUUGCGUUCCCUCGUAAUAGGUUUUGCGUUCCCUCGCAGUAAUUUGCGUUCCUUCGUAAUAAGUUUUGCAUUGGCUUGCAGUAGUUUUUGCGUUCACUUUAAUUAGUUUUGCUUUCCCUCAUAAUAAGCUUUGCAUUCCCUUGUAAUUGGUUUAACUUUUCCUACUAAUAAGGUUUGUGUUCCCUCGCAUUAGUUUGCGUUCACUCGCAGUAGUUUGUGUUCCCUUGUAAAAAAUGUUGUGUACCCUCAUAGUAAGUUUUGCGUUCCCUCGCUGUAGUUUCUGUUCCCUUGUAAUAAGUAUUGCGUACCCUCGCAGUAGUUUGUGUUCCCUCAUAAGUUUUGCGUUCCUUCGUAAUAAGUUUUGCAUUGGCUUGCAGUAGUUUUUGCGUUCCCUCUAAUUAACUUUGCUUUCCCUCAUAAUAAGCUUUGCCUUUCCUCUUAAUUGGUUUUACGUUUCCUACUAAUAAGUUUUGUGUUCCCCCACAACAGCUUUAUCUAUCUCUUACUAAAUUUAUCACGAUUUUACUACAAUAACCAUAUUUUAACCAUGAUAUUCAUAGUAUAACCUUAGUAAUAAUAAUACAGGAAAGACAAAAAUAUGAUAAUAAAAUUAAAUAAUUCCUAUCAAUCAAAACUAAGAAAAAAAACCGAUAUCAUAAAAUACAUUUCCUCCCUGUCCUUUAUGGGGCUCCUUUCAGAUAAGAGCUGCAAACAA